GAGCGCACCAAGAUGGCGACACCCGCAGUCCCUCCCGCAGCUCCCCCCGCGCCGCAGUCCGGCAGCGCCGCGCCGGGGCCGCGCUGAGCCCGCCCGACACGAGCUGACCUGCCCGGGGUGCAACAUCUCUAAAGAAGCUGCUGCAGGAUGAAAAGAUGGCAGCGCGGCUGCUCGCACCACCAGGCCCCGAGAGUUUUAAACCCUUCACUCCGGAGUCCCUGGCCAACAUCGAGAAACACAUCGCGGAGCUGAAGAAGAAGCAGCGCUCCAAGCAGGACAGCAGCCACCGGGACGACGAUGAAGACAGCAAACCAAAACCAAACAGUGACCUUGAGGCGGGCAAGAAUUUGCCUUUCAUCUACGGGGACAUCCCUAAAGGGCUGGUUGCUGUGCCACUGGAGGACUUUGACCCUUAUUAUAUGACCCAGAAAACCUUUGUAGUACUAAACAGAGGGAAAACACUCUUCCGAUUUAGUGCCACACCUGCCUUGUACAUUUUAAGUCCUUUUAAUCUGUUUAGAAGAAUAGCUAUUAAAAUUUUGAUACAUUCAGUAUUUAGCAUGAUCAUUAUGUGCACUAUUUUGACCAACUGUGUAUUCAUGACUUUUAGUAACCCGCCAGAAUGGUCAAAGAAUGUGGAGUACACAUUCACCGGGAUUUAUACGUUUGAAUCACUCGUGAAAAUCAUUGCCAGAGGUUUCUGUAUAGAUGGCUUCACCUUCCUGAGGGAUCCCUGGAACUGGCUGGAUUUCAGUGUCAUCAUGAUGGCGUAUAUAACAGAGUUUGUAAACCUAGGCAAUGUUUCAGCUCUGCGCACUUUCAGGGUUCUGAGAGCUUUGAAAACUAUUUCUGUAAUUCCAGGCCUGAAGACCAUCGUGGGUGCCCUGAUCCAGUCUGUGAAGAAGCUGUCGGAUGUGAUGAUUCUGACAGUUUUCUGUCUCAGUGUCUUUGCCCUCAUUGGGCUCCAGCUGUUCAUGGGCAACUUAAGGAACAAGUGUGUGAUUUGGCCAAUUAAUGUGAACGAGACCUUCCUGGAUAAUGGCUCCAGAGGCUUCGACUGGGAGGAAUACACCAACAAUGUGUCAAAUUUUUACAUCAUUCCUGGCGCCCCCGACCCUUUGCUCUGUGGUAACAGCUCAGAUGCAGGCCAAUGCCCAGAGGGAUACACGUGCAUGAAGGCAGGACGGAACCCCAACUACGGCUACACCAGCUUUGACACCUUCAGCUGGGCUUUUCUGGCUCUAUUUCGCCUUAUGACUCAGGACUUUUGGGAAAACUUGUAUCAAUUAACUUUACGAGCGGCAGGAAAAACCUACAUGAUCUUCUUUGUGCUGGUGAUCUUUGUGGGAUCCUUCUACCUGGUGAAUCUGAUUUUGGCUGUGGUGGCCAUGGCCUACGAGGAGCAGAACCAGGCGACCCUGGAGGAGGCAGAGCAGAAGGAGGCAGAAUUCAAGGCCAUGUUGGAACAAUUGAAAAAGCAGCAGGAAGAAGCACAGGCUGCUGCCAUGGUCACCUCGGCAGGGACGGUGUCUGAAGAUGCUGUGGAGGAUGAUGGUGGGGGCAGGAUGUCCCGCAGCUCCUCGGAGAUCUCCAAGCUCAGCUCCAAGAGCGCCAAGGAGCGCCGGAACAGGAGGAAGAAGCGGAAGGACAAGGAGCUGUCGGAGGGAGAUGAGAAGUGUGACAACGAGAAGGUGUUCAAGUCAGAGUCUGAGGAUGGCAUGAGGAGGAAAGCGUUCAGGCUGCCAGAUAACAGGCUGGGAAGGAAGUUUUCCAUCAUGAACCAGUCUCUCCUCAGCAUCCCGGGCUCCCCUUUCCUCUCCCGCCACAACAGCAAGAGCAGCAUCUUCAGCUACAAGGGGCGUUUCCGUGACCCGGGCUCAGAGAAUGAAUUUGCUGAUGACGAGCACAGCACGGUGGAGGAGAGCGAGGGCAGGAGGGACUCGCUCUUCAUCCCCAUCCGCGGCCGCGACCGGCGCAGCAGCUACAGCGGCUACAGCGGCUACAGCCAGGGCAGCCGCUCCUCGCGCAUCUUCCCCACGCUGCGCCGCAGCAUCAAGAGGAACAGCACCGUGGACUGCAACGGCGUCGUGUCCCUCAUCGGGGGGCCGCCCUCCAGCAUGCCCGGGGGCCGCAUCCUGCCCGAGGGUACCACUGAGAUCGAAAUUAGGAAGAAGCCUGGUGGGUCUCUCUUGGUCUCAAUGGAUCAGGUGAAUGCGUCCUAUGGAAGGAAGGAUCGGACCAACAGUGUCAUGACUGGGUUGACCAACACCCUUGUUGAGGAGCUGGAAGAGUCCCAGAGGAAGUGUCCCCCUUGCUGGUACAAAUUUGCCAAUACCUUCCUGAUCUGGGAAUGCCACCCGUACUGGAUGAAGCUGAAGGAGAUUGUGAACUUAAUUGUCAUGGAUCCUUUUGUUGACUUGGCCAUCACCAUCUGCAUCGUGCUGAACACGUUGUUCAUGGCCAUGGAGCACCACCCCAUGACCCCUGAGUUCGAGCACGUGCUCUCUGUGGGAAAUCUGGUUUUCACUGGGAUUUUCACAGCAGAAAUGUUCCUGAAGCUCAUUGCAAUGGAUCCAUACUAUUAUUUUCAGGAAGGCUGGAACAUCUUUGAUGGGUUUAUUGUCUCCCUGAGUUUGAUGGAGCUGAGUCUGGCUGAUGUGGAGGGACUUUCCGUGCUGCGAUCUUUCCGAUUGCUGAGAGUCUUCAAACUGGCCAAGUCCUGGCCCACUCUGAACAUGCUGAUAAAAAUCAUUGGUAACUCAGUGGGUGCCUUGGGGAAUUUGACCUUGGUGCUGGCCAUCAUCGUGUUCAUCUUCGCCGUGGUGGGGAUGCAGCUCUUUGGCAAAAGCUACAAGGAGUGUGUCUGCAAGAUCAGUCCGGACUGUGAGCUACCCCGCUGGCACAUGCACGAUUUCUUCCACUCCUUCCUUAUUGUCUUCCGUGUGUUGUGUGGGGAGUGGAUUGAGACCAUGUGGGAUUGUAUGGAAGUGGCAGGACAGGCCAUGUGCUUGAUUGUCUUCAUGAUGGUCAUGGUCAUCGGAAAUUUAGUGGUGCUGAACCUGUUCUUGGCCUUGUUGCUGAGCUCCUUCAGCGCAGACAACCUGGCAGCCACGGACGACGACGGCGAGAUGAACAACCUGCAGAUCUCGGUGAUCCGCAUCAAGAAGGGCAUCGCCUGGACCAAGGCCAAGGUCAGGGAGUUCAUGCAGACCCACUUCAAGCAGAGGGAGGCCGACGAGGUGAAGCCCUUGGACGAGCUGUACGACAAGAAGGUGAACUGCAUCGCCAACCACACCGGCGCCGACAUCAACCGCGACAUCGACUUCCUCAAGAACGGCAACGGCACCACCAGCGGCAUCGGCAGCAGCGUGGAGAAGUACAUCAUCGACGAGGACCACAUGUCCUUCAUCAACAACCCCAACCUCACCGUGCGCGUCCCCAUCGCCGUGGGCGAGUCCGACUUCGAGAACCUCAACACGGAGGAUUUCAGCAGCGACACGGAUCCUGAUGGCAGCAAGGAGAAACUCGACGAGAGCAGCUCCUCCGAGGGCAGCACCAUCGACAUCAAGCCUGAGGUGGAGGAGGUGCCCGUGGAGGCCCCCGAGGAGUACCUGGACCCCGAUGCCUGUUUCACAGAAGGUUGUAUGCAGCGCUGCAAGUGCUGUCAGGUCAAUAUUGAGGAGGGGCUGGGAAAGUCGUGGUGGACCUUGAGGAAAACUUGUUUCCUAAUUGUGGAGCACAAUUGGUUUGAGACUUUCAUCAUCUUCAUGAUCCUCCUGAGCAGUGGGGCUCUGGCUUUUGAGGAUAUUUACAUCGAGCAGAGGAAAACCAUCAGGACCAUCCUGGAGUAUGCAGACAAGGUCUUCACUUACAUUUUCAUCCUGGAGAUGCUGCUCAAGUGGUGUGCCUAUGGAUUUGUGAAAUUCUUCACCAACGCCUGGUGCUGGCUGGAUUUCCUCAUCGUGGCUGUCUCUUUAGUCAGCCUUAUAGCUAAUGCCCUGGGCUACUCGGAACUAGGUGCCAUAAAAUCCCUUAGGACACUAAGAGCCUUGAGGCCUUUAAGAGCGUUGUCCCGAUUUGAGGGGAUGAGGGUGGUUGUCAAUGCCUUGGUUGGCGCUAUCCCUUCCAUUAUGAAUGUCUUGUUGGUCUGCCUUAUCUUCUGGCUGAUUUUCAGCAUUAUGGGGGUUAACCUGUUUGCCGGGAAAUAUCAUUACUGCUUUAAUGAAACAGCUGAGCAUCGCUUUGAGAUAGAUGUUGUUAACAACAAGACAGACUGCGAGGCUCUGAUGCCACCCAACUCCACGGAGAUCCGAUGGAAGAACGUGAAAAUUAACUUUGACAACGUUGGGGCAGGAUACCUGGCUCUGCUGCAAGUUGCUACAUUCAAGGGCUGGAUGGACAUCAUGUAUGCAGCUGUAGAUUCCAGAAAGCAAGAAGAGCAGCCCAAAUACGAGGACAACAUUUACAUGUACAUUUAUUUUGUUAUCUUCAUCAUCUUUGGCUCCUUUUUCACCCUGAACUUGUUCAUUGGUGUCAUCAUCGACAACUUCAAUCAACAAAAGAAAAAGUUUGGAGGUCAAGACAUUUUCAUGACAGAAGAACAAAAGAAGUACUACAACGCCAUGAAAAAACUGGGCUCAAAGAAGCCUCAAAAACCCAUUCCCCGACCUCUGAACCGCAUCCAAGGAGCCGUGUUCGACUUUGUCACCCAGCAAGCCUUCGACAUCGUCAUCAUGAUGCUCAUCUGCCUCAACAUGGUGACCAUGAUGGUGGAGACAGACACGCAGAGCAAGCAGAUGGAGGACAUCCUUUACUGGAUCAACUUUGUGUUUGUCAUCUUCUUCACCUGUGAGUGUGUGCUCAAGAUGUUCGCCUUGAGGCACUACUACUUCACCAUCGGCUGGAACAUCUUCGACUUCGUGGUUGUGAUUCUGUCCAUCGUGGGGAUGUUCCUGGCUGAGAUCAUUGAGAAGUACUUCGUGUCACCCACCCUGUUCCGAGUCAUCCGCCUGGCUCGCAUCGGCCGCAUCCUGCGCUUGAUCAAGGGAGCCAAGGGGAUCCGCACGCUGCUUUUUGCCUUAAUGAUGUCCCUGCCUGCCUUGUUCAACAUCGGCCUCCUGCUCUUCCUGGUCAUGUUCAUCUUCUCCAUCUUCGGCAUGUCCAACUUCGCCUACGUCAAGCACGAGGCCGGCAUCGACGACAUGUUCAACUUUGAGACCUUUGGCAACAGCAUGAUCUGCUUGUUCCAGAUCACCACGUCGGCCGGCUGGGACGGGCUCCUGCUGCCCAUCCUGAACCGGCCCCCGGACUGCGACCUGGACAAGGAGCACCCGGGCAGCGGCUUCAAGGGGGACUGCGGCAACCCCUCGGUGGGGAUAUUUUUCUUUGUCAGCUACAUCAUCAUCUCCUUCCUGAUCGUGGUCAACAUGUACAUCGCCAUCAUCCUGGAGAACUUCAGCGUGGCGACGGAGGAGAGCGCGGACCCGCUCAGCGAGGACGACUUCGAGACCUUCUACGAGAUCUGGGAGAAGUUCGACCCCGACGCCACGCAGUUCAUCGAGUACAGCAAGCUGGCGGACUUCGCCGACGCCCUGGAGCAUCCGCUGCGCGUGCCCAAGCCCAACACCAUCGAACUCAUCGCCAUGGACCUGCCUAUGGUAAGUGGGGACAGGAUCCACUGUUUGGACAUCCUGUUUGCCUUCACCAAACGUGUCCUGGGGGACAGCGGGGAGCUGGAUAUCCUGAGACAGCAGAUGGAGGAGAGGUUUGUGGCUUCCAACCCUUCCAAAGUGUCUUAUGAGCCCAUCACCACCACGCUGCGGCGCAAGCAGGAGGAGGUGUCGGCCGUGGUGAUCCAGAGGGCGUACAGGGCUCGUUUGGCGCGACGGGGCUUCAUCAGCCGCAGGCCUGCCACCACCAAACUGGAGAACGGGGGAGCCAACAGGGAGAAAAAGGAGGGCACCCCCUCCACGGCGUCCCUGCCCUCCUACGACAGCGUCACCAAACCCGAGAAGGAGAAGCAGCAGCGGGCGGAGGAGGGCAGGAGAGAAAAGGCCAAGAGACAAAAGGACGGCAGGGUGGCCAAGUCUUGAGACACACACACACACACAUUCACACACACACACACACACAAAGAGAGAGAGGGAAAAAAAAUUAACAAAAAAACAAAAAAUAGUAGAAUUGUACGAAUUAAAAUAUUUGCAAGUGAAAAAACAACAACAACAAAAA
This is a messenger RNA of Melospiza georgiana, 6228 nucleotides long. RefSeq names its product sodium voltage-gated channel alpha subunit 8 (gene SCN8A). Lineage: Eukaryota; Metazoa; Chordata; Aves; Passeriformes; Passerellidae. Gene Ontology annotation, cellular component: voltage-gated sodium channel complex; plasma membrane; axon. Gene Ontology annotation, biological process: membrane depolarization during action potential; sodium ion transmembrane transport; neuronal action potential. The record is from RefSeq and is a predicted model, not a curated record. Gene Ontology annotation, molecular function: voltage-gated sodium channel activity; protein binding. The transcript is spliced from 27 exons. The coding region runs from base 156 to 6092 and encodes 1978 amino acids.